Psilocybe cubensis is the source of this 1038-nucleotide messenger RNA. RefSeq lists its product as uncharacterized. Gene Ontology annotation, biological process: protein phosphorylation. The transcript has 4 exons. Gene Ontology annotation, molecular function: protein kinase activity; ATP binding. The coding region runs from base 1 to 1038 and encodes 345 amino acids. Lineage: Eukaryota; Fungi; Basidiomycota; Agaricomycetes; Agaricales; Agrocybaceae. The record is from RefSeq and is a predicted model, not a curated record.
AUGUCAUUCCCCGAAGAACCUCUCAAUCUUUCCCCAGCCAGUGGUGGCCCCGGUUACUUUGUCGCAACCAUCGGUCAAAAGCUCAACAAGGACAAAUACGAAAUCAUUCGCAAGCUAGGAUACGGUCCUCGUUCCUCAACCUGGCUCGUAUGGUGCGAAUACGACGACGCAUACUUUUCAGUCAAGAUCUACACGGUCGCAGAGAGCAAACGCGCUGAAGAAAUAGAGCUUCCGAUCCUACGAUCUGUGAAAAACCUCAGUUCGACCUUGCCGCUUCCUUGGUAUCAAGACAGCUUUUGGGAGACGGGAUAUCAUGGAUCGCACUUUUGCAUCGUGACCAAUCCUUUAUCGACCACAGUUGAAGCUCUUCGUUUGGAAGAGGAAGCCAAAAAACUUCCAGUUCAUGUUGUACAACGAAUCAUCUACUGUACAACGCUUGCACUUGAGGGAUUGCAUUCUGCCGAAAUCAUGCAUGGGGCUGUCAAUGCUGGAAACAUAUACUUCGCAACAGGAACUCAAGCUGAUGUGCUUAGGCCCCAACUGGAAGAAGAAGAAGAGCCGUUAACCAUCCCGAUCGGGAACUUUGAGGCUGUAGAGUCCCAACCGAUAAAACAUUCUUUGAGGGGAUGGAAACAUAAGAAGGCUAUUGUAUCUGAAUGGCCACUCUAUCUUUUGAAUCUUGGACAUGCUCAACGAUCUACAUACAAGCCAGAAAGCUCGUGGGAUUAUGCAUCUGCACCGGAAACCAUAUCACAAAAUCCUUCAUGCUCACUUCAAACCGAUAUUUGGCAGCUGGGAGCUUUAACAUUCAAAAUCUUGACUGGAUCUAAUCUUCCCGGUUUUGUGGAUGAAGACGAAGGCUUGAAUUUAAUCCACGCGGCUCUUGUGACAUCUCUCCACAAGGACGACGUCUCUGCUGCAUCAGGUUUUAUCAAGGAUUGUCUUCGUGCUGAUCCCAGUAAUCGACUGACUGCAAAGGAAGCCCUAAGACAUACUUGGCUUUCAAAAGCCAAUGCGUGUUCAUGCGGGUAUUGCUAA